AAAACAGAAAAUAGAAAGAUUUUCAAAAAGGAAUGUCAGUUUCGUAACUCUCACAUUUUUCCCGUUGUCGCAAUUUUCUUGAUUUUCAAUUAUUUAUUGAAAAACUCGAAAUUUUGAAUGCUUUGAAGUAAUUUAAGAUGCUUUCUCAAAACUUGCGUCGAAUUUUUCCUCUGUGUGUCACGAGGGGAGGCAGCUUACCGUUGUCGACAAGAGUGCUUGCAAAUACUAGCGAAGAAUACUCGGAACAACCUCAGUAUCCGGCAAUCAAAGAUCUUAGCUAUCAGUCCCGGAAGAAACGAGAAGCGGCUGAAUGGCACAUGCGAAUCCAACAGCUGAGUUCUGUGGAGGAAAAACUGUUCGAAAUCAACAUGCCCAAAUACUAUGGCUACAAGGCGCACCUAAUCACUGAUCUAAAGUUCCCCUACAACGUUCUUCCGCUGGCACAGUACAGUACCCGGACCCACCUUGAGGAGAACUUGCCGGAAGUAUAUGGAAGAUUGGCCGAAGGCUCAAAACAAAUGCUGGAAGAAAUACGGAAAGAUCUGGAGGAUGUCAUUGGGUUUGAAUUAAGUGCAUAUAGUCGCUCUUUUGGAACUGACGAAGAGCCGUCGCCCCAAGAAAAAGAAGAAACCGUAACUUCAGCGCUCCUGACAGGUUUAAACCGCGUGUUGGUCAAUAAGCUUUCAAAAAAGUACAUCCAUUUGAAUGAGAUUGAAACAGAUUUCGAUGCGCGCCAUGAAGCAUUCUGGUUUCUAGGAGGAAUGCCACCCCCAUCCCUGGUGAAGAAAAUUAAAGAAGGUGUAAAAUGGCAAAAACAAUAUGCCAACGAUCCGUACGAUCGUAAAUUCCAAUAUAUUGGCAAACCGUACCUUGCAUUGAGACACAAACACCUGCUGGAACCAUAUACGCAAAACGAGGUGGACAGCCUGGAUGUUAAACGAGACAAUGUGGAAAUUCCAGAGUUUCGAUUCGACCCCAUAACCUUGGGGUAUCGUACUGAGCAGCGACAUGCUUCGACUAUUCCUGGAUUCUGGCCUGGUGACCAGCAUGAGUUUGGACUAAUUUCAUUCCAGCGUAGAAGUCACGCUCAAAUUCGUCCAACGUAUUGCGCCGUCGACGAUUUGCAAGAGGCACUUCAUGCUCAAGGUAUCUUUUCAAGCUAUGCCUGGACGUUUGGACAAGCCUGUUACCAAGGGUUCUCAACCUUCAAUGAUUUGACAUACCCACUUCCAACCCAAACCGUAAUAACUGAUGGCAAAAUGUGGUCAUUCUAUGCAUACCAAUUGAAUACCUCCUUGCUGCAUUCUGAUCAAGUAGAUGUGAACCCUCGCUACAAUCAAUGCUGGGGAACAAAGGAACUUCAGCUGUAUGACCACGUUGACGAAAGUGGAAAAGUUCACGGUCUGAAUGACGAAGUACUGCAGCAUUUGAUUAGUUUCUACAUGAACAACCCACGUGCACGCGAGGGCGUUGAGCUGAAACCAUAUCUAUGCAAAACUGAAACCCGAGUCGCAGACAUUGUAGACGAAAAACGCCGCGUAUUCAUGGAGGAAACUUACAAGCGUAUUGCGUCAAAUCGACCUCGACACCGACUGACGCCGGAACUAUACCAGUGGGAAAAAAUUUACAAGGUGGACCAUAAGACGCGUCCACUGGAACCGAAACGUAGGCCGUUCGAACUCGGCCAGAACAUGUUCCAACGUCGGAUGGAUGAACACGCUCCGAAAUAUAUACCGCGUAAGGUUCGCCCGGGUGGUCCCAAGAGCAAACCGCGGUUCGAAGCUACUUACUAUCCGAACGUAAGGCGAUAGGAAUUGGUUCGCUUAGAGCGUAUUGCUAGUUUCUUGGAUUAAAAAAGAAUAACACCAA
Messenger RNA from Armigeres subalbatus, 1869 nucleotides. RefSeq names its product large ribosomal subunit protein mL65 (gene mRpS30). The transcript is spliced from 2 exons. NCBI's taxonomy places the organism in Eukaryota, Metazoa, Arthropoda, Insecta, Diptera, Culicidae. Gene Ontology annotation, cellular component: ribosome; mitochondrial large ribosomal subunit; mitochondrion. The record is from RefSeq and is a predicted model, not a curated record. Gene Ontology annotation, biological process: translation. Gene Ontology annotation, molecular function: structural constituent of ribosome. Bases 138 to 1811 code for a protein of 557 amino acids.